Messenger RNA from Linum trigynum, 2111 nucleotides. Lineage: Eukaryota; Viridiplantae; Streptophyta; Magnoliopsida; Malpighiales; Linaceae. The record is from the annotation of a GenBank genome assembly.
CGUGGUUGACUAUUUUUUGCUGAAAAUUUUAGCAUAAGGGCAUAUAUGAUGAUUUUUACAAAAUAGAGGGGCAUGUUUGACGUAAAAAAUAGUAAAGGGGCAUGUUUGAUAAAACGCCAUAAUAGAGGGACAUAUUAUAUCUAUAAUACUUUAGUGAAGGCUCAGGUAGUUCUAUUGAAGCAAUGGGCUAAAAAGUUUGGAAUCUCAUAAGCAAAUUUUCGGACAAGUCGAUUGGAUCCUAAAAGCCAGCAAGGUUGAGAAGCUUUAGCUUCCGUCGUCUCCUUCAUCCCACCUAAAUUCAGUAAUUUGUUGUUCGAAAGAGCAAUGUGGAUUGAAUUCUGUACUGUUUGCGGUGGGGACUUGAGCGAUCAGCGAUCGGUUUACGGUAAGCGAUCUGUUUUUUUUUUUCUUCUUCCAGAAUAUAAUCUAUCCUUUUCUUUGUUCUUACUCGUUGAGUCAUACUGUUUUGUGUCCUCUUAAUGCACUCUUAAUCGUCGCUUUCAAUUUCUCUAUUGCUCCUUCCCUGUUUGUUGUAAGUUGAUAACCUUGACCUGAGUGGAAAAGUGGAUGAAACAGUUCGUGACAGUUUUUGCUUUUUUGGCUUUAGGGUGUAGAUGAAUCAUGAAAGGGGAUCAUCUGCGUAGGUGGAAACUGGAAACUUCUGUUCUGGUUAUUUCAUUCAAGUUUGUUGGCAAUUUUUGGAGUUGUGUUCUGUUGGUUAUAGUUGGCCUUUUUUUUACUAGGCAAAUGAUAACUCAUACUUUCUAGUGCCCUUCUGCUAUCCAUCUCUAACUUACCACUAGAUUUAAGUGUUUGAUUCCCGAAAGACAGACUUAAUAUUGCUAGAAACUUAGUGUCUGUGAUGCUAUAUAGCCGCACAACUAGCUGUUCCUGGGUUUUGCCCUACAAAUGUGAUAGAUCAUCCCCAGUGCAGCUUAUCCAAAUGCCCAAUUUAUGGUUGGGGUGCAAGAAAAGAGAUUUGCGUUAAAAUUAUGUGGUGGGUGAUUUUUGUUUGCAAGUUACAUCUCUGAUUGCAUUUGGUUGCCAUCUGCUCGAAUCCAAACAUAUCAAAAUGUUACCUAUAGGAGUAACACAAUCAAAAUGUUGCAGGCUUUGGAAAUCAAGAUAUAAUGAUCACCUUGGACUUCACAUAUGCUUGCCGUGAUGAUUACUAGUUUGUAAAGCACUAAACUACCUUGAGACUGCAUGUUGGAGCUCAUGAUAAUCCGGAAACUCUCUGCUACCACAAAUAAAACUAGGGAUGAAACUCCUUUAAACUGUGUUGUGGCUCCUUUGAGUAUAUCGCACAAAUGAGAUCAUAGUAGAGGGAGAAGGUUGAAAGAAGGAAAAUGGUCACUGGCAAGCAAGUUGCAGCGUACACUGGAUAUGAAAACAUUCUCAGGCUGUCUUUCAGAACAAAGAAAUGGGCUGCACAAAAGGAGACCAGCAUGGAAGCUAUGGAAAGGAAGAGUGAUGUUAAACCCCAAAUUAGCUUCCGAGGAAGUGACUUGGCGAAAUCUUUGUGGUCAAAGCGGGAAGUGAGGAUGGUAAGAAAAGUUACAAGCGAUGUUACGGAUAAGCAGAGGGCAACCAACGAUGUGAUGGCAAAGACAUUAAAAGCUGGCUCCUGUUCAAGAACAGGGGUACCGGUAUCUUCUUUGUUGCCUCCAGGGACGGUUGAUGAUCCUGCAAAUGCAACUGUUGCUACAAGUGCAGCAACAACUGAGCAUGACUCGCUUGUUUUGUUUCAGGCUCACUGGUGUUGAUCACAGAAUUCUGAGAAUGCUGAUCUUCAGUUGGGAAUUCUGGGAUUUGCGCUGGGUCUGUGUCUCCAUUGGUGGGUUUUCGACCAUUGUUCUCGUACCUAUAUAGUGAAGCGCUGUCAACCAAUGUUUUCAAGACAACAUUCGCCCAUGUGUGUGCCGAUUUCAUUCUUUUGAUCUUAGUGACUCUUGCAUGUCCUGCAUGCGAUUGAUGGUAAGCCAUUUAACAUGGAUAUUUUUAUAUACGAAAAAGUAUUUAUCACUAAAGAUAGAGAAAGGGUACUCACCGAAGCCAAGAAUAAGAAGCAGUGUCAUUAACACGAGCUUGAAAAAAUCGAUUAUUGUUGC